Molecule: messenger RNA, 2789 nt
Organism: Athene cunicularia (burrowing owl)
Lineage: Eukaryota; Metazoa; Chordata; Aves; Strigiformes; Strigidae
Gene: AGPAT2
Product: 1-acylglycerol-3-phosphate O-acyltransferase 2
Exons: 5
Coding region: 105-917 (270 amino acids)
Biological process (GO): phosphatidic acid biosynthetic process
Cellular component (GO): endoplasmic reticulum; membrane
Molecular function (GO): 1-acylglycerol-3-phosphate O-acyltransferase activity
Source: RefSeq, a predicted model, not a curated record
GGCUGUACCAGCCUCCAAGUUACAAUCAGCUUCCCCUGGGCUUCCAGUAAAAUUCCCACCCUGGGAGUGCACAGGGCUUAGCAUGCAGCUGAAGUGCUGUGAGCAUGUGGGACCGUGCAGGACAGACACCUGGGUGUACCACAGGGCAAAUGAGGCUGGAAGCUCCAGGGAAAAUGAGACUGGACUCUGUCACAGAGCUGCUCUUUCUCCUUCCACCCACCUUGGGUAUAGCAGACCCUGUCGCCUUCCUGCCCUGCUGCUCUCUGACCGCUCUUUUCUUCUUCAGGAUCAUCAAAACUGUGGUCAAGACCUUCAAGUAUUUCUUCGGCUUGAGGUUUGAGGUGAAGGGACUGGAGAACUUCAAGGUGGAGGGCCCUGCUAUCAUUGUGUCCAACCACCAGAGCAUCCUCGACAUGAUGGGGCUGAUGGAGGUCCUGCCCGACGACUGUGUCCAGGUGGGCAAGAAGGAGCUGAUGUACACCGGUUCCGUGGGGCUCAUCAUCUACCUCGGCGGUGUCAUCUUCAUCAACAGGAAGAGCACCACCAGCGCCAAGAUGGUGAUGGCAGAGGUGGCCAAGACUAUGACAACUGAAAAUGUGAAGGUGUGGGUGUACCCAGAGGGCACAAGGAACUGCACUGGGGAUUUGCUGCCGUUCAAGAAAGGAGCAUUUCACCUCGCCGUCCAGGCACAGGUCCCGGUGAUCCCUGUGGUUUAUUCCUCCUUCACUACCUUCUAUAACCCAAAGAAGAAGCUAUUUACAUCAGGCAAAAUCAAGGUUGAGAUUCUACCUCCAAUAGAGACCAAAGGCCUGACAUCAGACGAUGUCUCCGACCUCACUGACAGAUGUUUCCGUACCAUGAGGGAGACCCUUUUCAGGCUGUCGGGCCGUCCAAGUGAGGCCAAGGACUCAUCCUAGAUGCUUCUCCAGUGGCGUCACUGUGUGGCGGUGGCUGAAGGGACCCGUCUGUUGCCAAAUACUCAAGGAACUUCUCUUCCUCUGCAGCGACUUCGAACUCUGGGAUCACCACGGACUGGCACACACACGGGGUAUCAAGCCAGCGCUGAGGUUCCCCAUUGAGUGGAUUUCUCCCGUGGAUUCAUUAUCUCGCAAUGAACCGUCUUCUUUUUCUGAAUUUCUCAGGCGUCAAACUUGUGCUACCAAAGGGCUCAAUGACCAGAGAGGUGAGUUCCCCCAGCUCAGGCAGCUGAUGUGGGGUGACAAUGAAAACCUGGCUGGAGGCAGGGCUCUGCCUCACGUCAGUGCCCCUGCACCCGUGUUUGUGCCGGCCUGGCCCUACCCUGAUGGAAACCACCAGGCAGCAGUUUGUAUCUGCACAACCUUGAUGCUGCUCGAACGCGGCUGAGAAUCCGGUGAAAAUCCAGACUCUGGCUCGCUGGGAGCACGAUGUCCUCCCGGCGCGCUGCCCUGCGGUGCCAGGGGCAGGACCUGUCUCCUUGAGAGUCGUCCUCGGGUGGCAGCAGCACCUUGUGCUGGGGUUUUGUCUUGCCCAGGCACUCCUGAGCCAAGCCUUUUGCUUCUGAAGGAGGCACUUGGGGUCAGUAACCUCAGCCGGGCUGCGGAAGGGAAUGUGUGGGGCCUUACAGUGUUUCUUUGGGCUCGAUUGCCUUGUCUGAACCGGGGCCCUUGCUCAGGACAGGGUACAGCGGUGGAGAGGGAAGCUGCAGUCUGAGCAAGCCAGCACUGUAUGGUCUGGGCCGAGUUUAGCUGAACAUGACACCCCACCCUUGUUUCUACCGCUCAGAGCCACCAGCUUGAUUUUUAAAAUCAGGACAAACCUGUCCUCGUGUGUGACUUGUUUGUGGCCCACCUCUGGAUACCAGGGUGGGCUCGGGGCUGCUUCGGUGUUGGGGAAAGUGCCCCCAGCUCCCUGCCGUGGUGGUUCAGCUGCCGAUGCAAAGGGCCCUGCCGUUGCUCCUUUUGCCACUUGUCAUGGUCAGCACUGGCCAAGAGAUGGUGCCUCUCCCGUGUGUCUUUGCUGCUGCUCUGCAAGGCUUGUAAAACUCCUACAGAGCCACAGCUGUAAGGGGGCUCGGGAGGCUUCAGCUCUCCUUUUUGGGGCAAAUGGGCUUUUUUCUCUGUUCAGAUAAAGGGGGUUCCCCCGUGCUUUGAGGUGAUGGGUCAAAAGGGCUCCUGGAUCCACGGCUGGGAGCUGCAGAAGUGUUGGUGCCUUCUGCGAAGAGCAGGGUUGGGGCAGGGCCGUGGUUCCAGGGAACCUUCCCCUCUCACUCGGGGUCAGGGAGGCUUUAGCCCUCCUGUUUGUGGCCCACCGGUGUUUAACCUUGAGGUGGGCUACUCAGGCAACCAACGCAACUGGGUUUUGCAGCCCAGCUGGGGCUGCACUGGUGGAAUUGCAGUCGUGGGGCAUUUGGGGGCUCAAGCCUCAACAGGGAAAGGCAGGGAGGCCCCGAGGGAGCUGGGGCCCCUCGGGCUGAGCUGGUGCCUUGGCGGGGGCCAGGGGGCUUUACCAGAGGGGCCUUAGUACAGACUCAGGGGUCAGACCCGCUGUGGGACGGGUUGGGGUGGGAGGAUGGGAACGGAACCAGCACUUUGUAAGAGCAGCAGAUAAAGGGCUGUCGUGGAGGUAGAACCCAGGAGGCUCCUAGGAGAGCUCCUGGGGUUGGGGGGGACAUAACCACGUCCACCGAGCGACUCCUGCAGCACCCGUCCGUCCCUGGGAGGAGGGAGCGGUGCCUCAGGGUGCGGUUUUCUGCUGUUCACUUUUCAUCGGGGUGAGAAUAAUGUCAUGUGCUUUAAAGAAAAACAAAG